Messenger RNA from Chinchilla lanigera (long-tailed chinchilla), 2262 nucleotides. RefSeq names its product solute carrier family 22 (organic anion transporter), member 7 (gene Slc22a7). The transcript is spliced from 10 exons. The record is from RefSeq and is a predicted model, not a curated record. Gene Ontology annotation, biological process: transmembrane transport. NCBI's taxonomy places the organism in Eukaryota, Metazoa, Chordata, Mammalia, Rodentia, Chinchillidae. Gene Ontology annotation, cellular component: membrane. Gene Ontology annotation, molecular function: transmembrane transporter activity. Bases 373 to 1998 code for a protein of 541 amino acids.
AGGACAAAGGGCGUCCGGGACAGGGACUGCUCUGCUAAGGGACCCUCAGGGCUCUGCACACCCAGCUAUCCUACUGUGGUGGCUCAAGGUCCCCCCUUGGUCCCUGAGCCAAUGGGAAGUGCUAGAGUCACAGAGAGGUAGCCUCUGGAUGGAUGAUGGCCCCUCCCCUCAGGCAGGAGGCCAGAGUGGCAGGGUCCCUGCAGACAAGGAUGGACAGGGAGGGCCCAGGCCUGGGCCAAUCCCCGGGGGCUGGAUUCUGGCUGCAGGCUCCGCUCAUCAGCCCGUUGGCCCCCACGCCAGAGUCCAAGGGUCUGUGCGGUGAGCAGGCUGGGCCAUUCUGGGUACUGCAGGGGGAUAGCCUGGUUAGGCAGCAUGGGCUUUGAGGAGCUGCUGGACCAGGUGGGUGGCUUCGGGCCCUUCCAGCUGCGGAACUUGGUGCUCAUGGCCCUGCCUCGGAUACUGCUGCCCCUGCAUUUCUUCCUGCCUGUCUUCCUGGCUGCCGUGCCCUCCCACCACUGUGCCCUGCCUGGCACCCCCGCCAACAUCAGCCAGCGGGACCUGUGGCUGGAGGCCCACCUGCCCCGGGAGCCUGAUGGCACAUUUAGUUCCUGCUUUCACUUUGCCCACCCCCGGGCUCUCUUCAACUCCACACUGCGGAGAGAGGUGCAGAGCCCCGGGGAGCCAGAGGGCCGAACUUCCACAGUUCCCUGUUCCCAGGGCUGGGAGUACGACAACUCGGAGUUCUCUUCCACCAUUGCUACAGAGUGGGACCUGGUGUGCGAGCAUAGAGGCCUGAACAAAGCGACGUCUACCUUAUUCUUCGUUGGUGUGCUGGUGGGGGCUGUGGUCUUUGGAUACCUGUCUGACAGGUUUGGGCGGCGAUGGCCACUGCUGCUGGCCUAUGUGAGCUCCCUGGUGCUGGGCCUGGCAUCUGUGGCCUCGGUCAACUAUGUCAUGUUCACCAUCACCCGCACCUUCACCGGCUUGGCUUUGGCUGGCUUCACCGUCAUCGUGCUGUCGCUGGAGCUGGAGUGGCUGGAUAUGGAGCACCGCACGGUGGCCGGAGUUCUGAGCUCCAUGUUCUGGUCGGGAGGCGUCAUGCUGCUGGCAUUGGUUGGGUACCUGAUAAGGGACUGGCGAUGGCUUCUGCUGACUGUCACCCUGCCCUUUGUCCCGGGCAUCAUCAGCAUGUGGUGGGUACCUGAGUCAGCGCGCUGGCUUCUGACCCAGGGCCGCGUGCGGGAGGCCCAGAGCUACUUGCUCCGCUGUGCCAAGCUCAAUGGGCGCCCUGUGGGCGAGGAUAGCCUGAGCAUGGAGACUCUGAGCAAAGUGGCAGCCACCGAGCGGGUGGUCCGGAGACCCUCAUACCUGGACCUGUUUCGCACCCCCCGGCUGCGACACAUCUCACUGUGCUGCAUUGUGGUGUGGUUCGGGAUGAACUUUUCUUACUAUGGCCUCACGCUGGACCUGUCGGGGCUCGGGCUGAACGUGUACCAGACGCAGCUCCUCUUCGCCGUGGUGGAGCUGCCGUCCAAGCUGUUGGUUUAUUUGUUGGUGCGCUGCGCAGGGCGCCGGCCCACGCAGGUGGGCAUGCUGGUGGGCACCGCGCUGACCUUCGGUGUGCAACUGCUGGUGCCUUCGGAGACCAAAUCCUGGCGCACCGCCCUGGCAGUGACCGGGAAAGGUUUUUCUUCUGCCGCCUUCACCACGGCCUUCCUGUUCACUUCAGAGCUGUACCCUACUGUGCUCAGGCAGACAGGGAUAGGGCUGAACUCACUGGUGGGCCGGCUGGGAGGCUCCUUGGCACCCCUGGCGGCCUUGCUGGAUGGAGUGUGGCUGUCACUGCCCAACAUUGCCUAUGGGGGGAUCACUCUGCUGGCUGCCAUCACUGCCCUCCUGCUGCCAGAGACGAGGCAGGCACAACUCCCAGAGACCAUCCAGGACGUGGAGAGAACAAGUUCCCUGCCCGGUGUUCAGGAGGAAGAGAUGAGGAACUGAGCAGGGCUGGGCACAGCCCUCCACAAGCAGCUCUGCGCCAAGGGCUGAGUGCAGAAGGGCAGGCUCCUGCGACUCGGGCUGGGGGCACUGAACCCCUCUGCCUAGGGCUGGACUUGCCUGUGCUUGUCUAGCCUUAACUAUUCAGCUGCCAGCAACAGGACCACUUCCCAGGAAACAACGGUCUGUGGGAGAUCCUGGGCACCCCUCUCAGGACUGGGGGGAUUCUGUGAAUAAAGGUGCCUUUUAGGUGGGGGCAGCAGUGAG